This is a messenger RNA of Yarrowia lipolytica CLIB122, 1116 nucleotides long. RefSeq lists its product as uncharacterized. Gene Ontology annotation, biological process: lipid metabolic process. NCBI's taxonomy places the organism in Eukaryota, Fungi, Ascomycota, Dipodascomycetes, Dipodascales. The record is from RefSeq and is a predicted model, not a curated record.
AUGGUAUCCCUCUCUGCUCGAAUCAAAGACUUUUUUUCGGUCCUCCUCCUCGGAGCUGCAACCAUCACUCCCUCCACACAGACCGCAGGCGUGUCUCAAGGGUUCUAUGAUUUUGCUCGGGACUUUGCCCAUCUGUCCAACAUUGCCUACUGUGUCAAUGCUCCCAUCACUCCACUGAACCCGGACUUCACCUGUGGCAACUCGUGCAAGCACUUUCCGGAAAUUGAGCUUGUGAAGACAUUUGGAGGCAACUUCUUCAAGACCUCCAUUACGGGCUACCUGGCUGUCGAUCAUGUCAAGAAGGAGAAGUACGUUGUCUUCCGAGGAACCUUUUCGCUGGCAGACGCGAUCACGGACAUGCAGUUCCAGCUGUCUCCUUUCCUGGUCGAUGUGCCUGCCCUGAACACUUUCUCAGCUAAUGACACCACCGCAGAGGCCCAGACGCACUGUGAGGGCUGCAAAAUUCACGACGGCUUCUCCAAGGCCUUUACCGAGACCUGGGGUAACAUUGGUGAGGAUCUGCAGAAACACCUGGACGCUAACCCGGACUACCAGCUGUACGUGACUGGCCAUUCUCUGGGAGCUGCUAUGGCCCUUCUUGGAGCUACUUCCAUCAAGCUCAAGGGCUACGAUCCCAUUCUCAUCAACUACGGACAGCCCCGAGUCGGAAACAAGCCCUUCGCUGAGUUCAUUAACAAGUUGUGGUUUGGAGAAGGCAACGGUCUGGAAAUCACCCCCGAGAGAAAGCUGUACCGAAUGACCCACUGGAACGACAUCUUUGUUGGCCUGCCCAACUGGGAGGGAUACACCCACUCUAACGGUGAAGUAUACAUCAACAACCGGUUCAUCAACCCUCCUCUCAAGGAUGUCAUCUCUUGUGCUGGAGGCGAAAACUCGAAGUGCUACCGAUCCUCGUUCAGCCUGCUGUCCCAGAUCAAUCUGCUCCAAAACCACCUGGCUUACAUUGAUUACAUUGGAUACUGCGCUCUGAACAUUGGUCGACGAGAGCUUGCCGAUCAGGAACAUUACACUGGUCCUUAUUACUAUGGUCAUCGAUCUGAGGAGGACUUUAAGAAGUUGGGCUUGGAGCUAUCCACCCCACAAGUUGAGAACUGA